Messenger RNA from Metopolophium dirhodum (rose-grain aphid), 2103 nucleotides. RefSeq lists its product as uncharacterized. Lineage: Eukaryota; Metazoa; Arthropoda; Insecta; Hemiptera; Aphididae. Gene Ontology annotation, molecular function: Toll binding; growth factor activity. Gene Ontology annotation, biological process: innate immune response; central nervous system formation; regulation of Toll signaling pathway. The record is from RefSeq and is a predicted model, not a curated record. The coding region runs from base 134 to 1465 and encodes 443 amino acids. The transcript has 8 exons. Gene Ontology annotation, cellular component: extracellular region.
AUGAUAGCUGUUGUUAGGAAGGCAGGAUCCACGAUUCACGAGUCAAGUUCGGUGGGGCUCAGUCUGGGUCAGUAGAGUGCCGGACUCGAAUGUGUCAUCAGGUCAAUGUGCUAUACAUUAAAAUCAAGACGUUAUGAUUUCAAAACUAUCAAGAAUUUCGUUCAUUUGCAUUGCUAUCUUUCUCAUUCCGAGAAACAUAGCUGUUGUUCAUCAACCACAAACAUUUUCAUCAACAGAUUCGUCUACGGUUGACCCUGGGCAAGAACCUCCCGAAGGUUAUUAUGCUUUUAUCGAAGCUCCCAGAAUGGAACCGCCUAAAGUCCGUUCUCCACCUUACUUCAAAUCUAACAAAUUGUGUCCAGGGGUCAACAAGAAUCCAUCAGCAAAAACAUUGAAUAAUCUAUGCGGAGAUCUCAAUAAAGGGUUUUUGCCAGUAAACCCAAUGAAACAAAACGUUUUAGGAUCACCAUACCCGUUUGAGUUAGUGAAGAAUAAAACAUUAGAAUUCUUCAGCAGAACAUUGCCAAUACUCAAAGCGGACGAAACUAUACCAAAAGUAGCCAAAUAUGUGCCACCUGAAUCGUAUUACCAAAGUAGUACGACCCAAAAAUACUUACAAGGAAAACCUUUUCGGCGAAGAGCUAAGUUCACCAAUACAGAUUCUCUUGAUGAUGUAAACAUGGACGACGACGAAGAUGUUCCUAUAAAUUCUCAAAAUAGUACUAGACAUUCAAGAAAGUUUUGUGACACCAGCGGUGGAGUAUUUUGCAUGCUCUAUAAAGUAAUACAAGGACAAGCACUGUCCGGACUUAUGGCUCAACGACGAACCGAACAAUUAGAAUAUAGAACACGUGACCCGGCUCAUGCUGCCGGUAAUGUUAUGGAUGGGCCACCCACUCCCUGUCCGGCCAAAGUAGAAUACGCUACACCAGUAUUUGCGCGGAACUACCAGGGUAUGUGGCGAUAUGUAGUGCAAAUUCCGUACGAAGGAUAUUUUACCCAGACCGUAGAGGUGACUAAGUGCACUCAAACUAAAUGUCAUUACAUUGAGGGAGGAUGUCUGUCAUCACCGAGAUGGGUAAGCCUGUUGGUUGCAGAGGUUUACUACCCAGACACGUAUUUACCAUCUGCUUCUAACAAUCGAAGAUUGCCAGUACCACCACCACAACAAGGUAUGUACAAAACACAGGCACAAGGUGAUGAUCCACCUUCAGUACAAGACUUUCAAAACUACCAGCAAUAUUUACAUAAACGUGCUACUCAAGGUGCUCCUGACCCUUUGCCCUCCCAAUCAUCUACUUCGACAUCGAAGAAAAAGCCACAUUGUGACGGUAUUGACGAACUCGGAUGUUUUCAAGUGAGACUUUACUAUGACUGGUUUUUGAUUCCUGGAAGUUGCAAAUGCUGGAGACCAGAUUAUUUUGCAAGAUAUGUAAAAAGAAAAUCAACAUCGCCUGAACUGUAAAAGCGUUUUUAUUUAAAUUAGAUGAAUAUGUAAAUACGAAUUUAUACGUUAGUUGUAUAUUAUUAUAAUUAAUAAUUAAUAUUGUAUUUUAUAGUUUAUACUAUUUAAGACUCAAUAGAUAAGUAUAAAAACGACUUAUAUAUAAAGGAUAAGCAGAAUCCUUUAAAAAUUGAUUUGUUUUAAUUAUAUAAAUAUGAGAUUUUAAAAAUUCUUAAAUCAAAUAUUCAUUUAAGGAUUUUUUAAAUCCACUGUCCAUAUUUUGACUUUGAAUUUUUAAAUUCCAAUGAUUUUAAAACAUGCUCAAUUUUGGACACAUAAUAUUAUAAACUAUAAAGAAAUUAAAUAUUGUAUUUUAUGUAUAGGGAUAUAUAUAAUAUAUAAGGAUAUAUUCUUAUACUUACAAGGAUAUUAAGUUGACUUUAUUUUAUAGAGGGGGGACUGACAUUAUUUAAAAAAUAGGUUUAUUUACAAAACCAAAGACAACUCCCUCCAUCUUCGGAACAUUAUUCAUUUUUCUGAAAGGGCAAACCCGAAUCCCUCCGAUCACUGAAUAAUAUGUGUAUUUUUUAGGUAAAAAAACGCAUGUAGAAUGUAUAGAAAUAUUAUAAUAUAAAUAAAUUGUACAAUCUAAUCUAGAG